Molecule: messenger RNA, 1302 nt
Organism: Oncorhynchus keta (chum salmon)
Lineage: Eukaryota; Metazoa; Chordata; Actinopteri; Salmoniformes; Salmonidae
Product: peptidyl-prolyl cis-trans isomerase A-like
Exons: 5
Coding region: 101-595 (164 amino acids)
Biological process (GO): protein folding; protein peptidyl-prolyl isomerization
Cellular component (GO): intracellular membrane-bounded organelle
Molecular function (GO): peptidyl-prolyl cis-trans isomerase activity
Source: RefSeq, a predicted model, not a curated record
ACACAGCAGUGUUUCUGUUCCGAGUCAGCUGCGGCACAGUCCAGUAAACUUGGCCUGUUCUUGUGUAUUUUCACGAAAUUAGAAACCUUUCAUUCCAAUCAUGCCUAACCCCAGAGUUUUCUUCGACAUCACUAUCGGCGAUUCCGCCGCCGGCAGGAUUGAAAUUGAGCUUUUUGCUGAUGUGGUCCCCAAGACUGCAGAGAACUUCCGUGUCCUGUGCACCGGGGACAAGGGGUUCGGCUACAAGGGCUCCGGCUUCCAUCGCAUCAUCCCCGGUUUCAUGUGCCAGGGUGGUGACUUCACCAACCACAAUGGAACCGGGGGCAAGUCCAUCUACGGAAACAAGUUUCCCGACGAGAACUUUACCCUGAAGCACACUGGCAUGGGCUGUCUGUCCAUGGCCAACGCUGGCCCCAACACCAAUGGAUCCCAGUUCUUCAUCUGCACUGCUAACACCGACUGGCUGAACGGCAAGCACGUUGUGUUCGGCAAGGUCGUGGAGGGGCUCAGCAUCAUCGCUAACAUGGAGAAGAAGGGUUCAAGCAGUGGCAAAUGCUCCGCCAAGGUCGUCAUCGCUGACUGUGGAGAGCUCUGAGCACCCUCCCUCUCGCUCGUUCUGCUUUCAUCCCUCCUUCCCACCCUGCCUCCUUUCACCCAGCUUUUCGUCCCUUGGUCCCUCCCUCCACACAGCUCUUAGCAUCAAUCCCUCCCUUAAGCUCUCCCUUCCCCCGUAAUCAGAAACAUUCCCUUUAGUGAGGUUUUGGUCCCUCCCUCCACACAGCUCUAAGCAUCAACCUCUCCCCUCCCCUGUAAUCAGAAACAUUCCCUUUAAGUGAGGUUUUGGUCCCUCCCUCCACACAGCUCUAAGCAUCAACCUCUCCCCUCCCCUGUAAUCAGAAACAUUCCCUUUAAGUGAGGUCUUGGUCCCUCCCUCCACACAGCUCUAAGCAUCAACCUCUCCCCUCCCCUGUAAUCAGUAACAUUCCCUUUAAGUGAGGUUUUGGUCCCUCCCUCCACACAGCUCUAAGCAUCAACCUCUCCCCUCCCCUGUAAUCAGAAACAUUCCCUUUAAGUGAGGUCUUGGUCCCUCCCUCCACACAGCUCUAAGCAUCAACCUCUCCCCUCCCCUGUAAUCAGUAACAUUCCCUUUAAGUGAGGUUUUGUUUAACCAUUCCUCUCCCUGACCGAACAGGUUGUCCUGUCUUGAACUAGUUUAAUUUGGCUUUUUGUCAUUAAUUUUCUGGAUUGUUCCAUCAGGACCACAUUGGUUUAGCAAAUUCUGAAUAAAGUGGCAAAAGAUUC